GUUAGGGUUUAAUACAACACUGGGUUAAGUGAAAAAGAUGGCUUCGGCAAGCAGAUCAGCUAUCGUCUCUGGUGCGAGAACAAUUGCAGCUAGAUCAAAUCUGAUUUCGAGAACCCUAACCCCCAAAUCCGUACCCGUUUCUCCAUUCCAUUCAUCAACAAGAACCGUCCCUCGCGCAGCUUCAAGGAUUGUUGCGGCAUUGGGAACUGUUGAGUCGAUGCUGCCUCUUCACAGUGCAAUUGCAUCUGCUCGUCUUAGGUCAAAUAUUGCUGUUGAUUCCACCUGCUGGAGCUGGCUUUCUCAAGACUUUGGACUUCCUCGGUGACAACAGCUUCAACCACAUUGGAUCACGAUUUUUCUACUGCUUGUUAUUGAUUUAAGAAUUUUGGUGGCAUCACAAAACAUUCAUUGCAUAAUCUCAUCAUGUGUUUCCUGAAGGCUAAAACAACUAAAAUGAACAAAUGUUUAUGAAUCACCUUGAUGUUUUUGAAGGCCCAUUUGUUACACAACACAUAACAAGUUGUACUAUGUUUUGUGUGUUGGACUGAGACUCACUGAUGUUAAUCAGACAAAAACUGUAAAUUUUUAGUCCCAUCUGAAAAGGUGGGACCUGGACACGAUCCAUAUUUUAUAUGUGCAAAAGACAUGAAUGCCCUAUUGUGUAACAAACGUAACCUAAAGCUUUCUUUGGAGCAUUUUUUUA
Molecule: messenger RNA, 703 nt
Organism: Lactuca sativa (garden lettuce)
Lineage: Eukaryota; Viridiplantae; Streptophyta; Magnoliopsida; Asterales; Asteraceae
Source: RefSeq, a predicted model, not a curated record